AUGACCAAAGAGCCUAUUAAAUCCUCCUCGACGUCCGGUGGACCAAACAGCGCUUCUCGUCACACCAUACGCCCUGCCAUUAACACGGGGUCUCAGUCCACUAGCCGUGUUAUAAAGUCGCGAGCAAGUCAGACCUCCUCAUCGCCCUUCGCAACCUUAUCGCCAAAGGCUCACGACAAGAACGAUAUUCGAAAAGUAUGCGAUAAGCUCUUGGAGAAAGCGGAAGACGACAUUCAAAAGCUAGACGAGGAGAUCAAACGGCUCAAUGAGGAGAAGGACGAGCAAAAACGGAAUUAUGCCCGGCUAGUGCAGAAGCUUAACGCCGACAAAGCGCAAGGGGCUAAGCAGCUCCGUGCCUCUAUGGAAAAUACGGAGCAAGCCGUCGCUAAGAGCUAG
Messenger RNA from Penicillium maclennaniae, 396 nucleotides. RefSeq lists its product as uncharacterized. The record is from RefSeq and is a predicted model, not a curated record. The transcript has 2 exons. The coding region runs from base 1 to 396 and encodes 131 amino acids. NCBI's taxonomy places the organism in Eukaryota, Fungi, Ascomycota, Eurotiomycetes, Eurotiales, Aspergillaceae.